Anoplopoma fimbria (sablefish) is the source of this 1096-nucleotide messenger RNA. It is a transcript of the gene pla2g12b, whose product is annotated as phospholipase A2, group XIIB. Gene Ontology annotation, cellular component: extracellular region. The coding region runs from base 102 to 1085 and encodes 327 amino acids. The transcript has 4 exons. Lineage: Eukaryota; Metazoa; Chordata; Actinopteri; Perciformes; Anoplopomatidae. Gene Ontology annotation, biological process: lipid catabolic process; triglyceride homeostasis; arachidonate secretion. Gene Ontology annotation, molecular function: A2-type glycerophospholipase activity; calcium ion binding. The record is from RefSeq and is a predicted model, not a curated record.
CCGGUGAGCAGUGUGUUUUUGUCACUGUAUGAGCUCUUCUCAUCCUGAUAACAACACCUUGCCUUGAGGCCUCCUGCUUGGAUUGUCACCAGUUCAACACCAUGCUGCUUCGGACUGUGGUUCUGCUCUUCCUCUGUGUGUCCUCGGGCAUGUGUGCCACAAUAGGCCACUACCAGACUCAGCCAGAGGAGGAGGAGGCCCCUCAUGGGGACUCAGCUGCUGUUACUGAUGGUGUUGUAGCAGAUGUAGAAGUUGCAGCUCCUGCAGAUACCCAAGUAGGUGAUUCAACUGCUGCUGAGGAACCUGCUGCCGAUUCCAUUUUGGGCGACAAUCUAUCGGCAGAAAUACUGGCAGUGGAUAACACUUCAGCUGACAAACUAAAAGUGGAUGCCACAGUAGCAGACGGUGCAACAGCCGAAGAGCCAGAGACAGACAGCAAUAGGCCUGCUGGAGACCCCCCUGCUAUGGAAGCUCUUACUGGUGAAGCUGUCCCCCAAGAGCAACCUUCUUCUACUGAGGCGGAGGAGGACAAUGACAUCAGACCAGUCCAGACAACCCAGUCCUUGAACGAACCCUUGGCACCAGAACAGGAUAACAGCUGGGGAUUCAGCUCAAUAAGAUAUAGUUUCCAGACUAUGCACGGAUACUUUGAGUCCCUGGUGGAGCUGGCGGGGGGACAGGAUGGUGUGUGUCAGUACCGCUGCAGAUAUGGAGAACCUCCUCAACCUCGUCCCGGCUACCAACUCCCAGAGCCCAACGGCUGCAGCUCCUCCCUGGUGGGAUUCCAGGUGAAUACAGCUCUUGACCUGGGGAUCCCUGCUAUGACAAACUGCUGUAACCAGCUGGACGUGUGCUAUGACACCUGCGGCACAAGCAAGGAAGACUGUGACUCAGAGCUUCGCUUGUGUCUGCAUAACAUCUGCUCCGACUUUAAGAAGAGUCUGGGCUUUGGGUCGAAGGUGCAAGCCUGUGAGUCAAUGGCAGACGCUCUCCACAGCACAGUGGGGACUCUUGGUUGCAGGCCUUACAUGAACAGCCAGAGGGCAGCGUGUGUCUGCGAGGGAGAGGAGCGGGAUGAACUGUGACACAGAACGCA